AUUCCAAAAAACACGAAGGCGAAAAGUAAAAUAAAUUGAUUUGGUUACGUGCUCUCUCUAUCUCUCUGGCAAAUACAAUCAGUUAGAGUCUCUCUUUAGCUCUCUCUCCUACUUGCCAUUUUUCUAAUUUAGACGACUCAUAUAUUUCCUAAUUUAAAACCUUCAAAUCCAUCUUCUCUAUACGUACACACUCUCUGUAUCUAUAUCUUACAGAUCAUAAGCUUCCAUGGAUUCACCUGCUCAACGUCGCAUUCAAGCUAUUCAACAACACCUCAUCUCCUCCCAAGAUGAAGAUUACCAAGCUUCGUCGCUCCGGCCUAAUGAGACCGCCGGCGAGUUCGUCCUCGAACAAGGAUACAGUGUCAUCCUUCCUGAAAAACUGGAGACCGGAAAAUGGAACGUAUACAGAUCUGUUCUAUCUCCUAUGAAGCUUGUGAGCGAAUUUCCUAAUAAUCCUGAAAUCCGUACUUUGCAUGAUAAUUUUACGCACUCGGCAAAGAUAUUCCGGGAUUAUAAGUAUUUGGGUACACGAGUUCGAGUGGAUGGAACAGUUGGAGAUUACAAGUGGAUGACCUAUGGGGAAGCAGCUGCUGCAAGGUCAGCUAUUGGUUCUGGGCUAGUGUCUCAUGGGAUACCGAAGGGGUCAUGUGUAGGGAUAUAUUUCAUCAACAGACCGGAGUGGAUGAUAGUUGAUCAUGCCUGCUCAGCCUAUUCUUACAUCUCCGUUCCUUUAUACGACACCCUUGGUCCUGAUGCUGUCCAAUUUAUAGUCAAUCAUGCAACUGUGCAAGCUAUAUUUUGCGUGCCACAGACAUUGAAUGUUUUGCUAAGCUUCCUGUCUGAGAUGCCCACCGUACGUCUUGUUGUGGUGGUUGGAGGGGUGGAUGAGAAGAUUCCAUCACUUCCAUCAACAGCUGGAGUUGAAAUUGUUUCAUAUACAAAGUUAAUUAGCCAGGGCCAAAGCAACCUCCAUCCUUUCUGUGCACCAAACCCUGCUGAUACUGCUACAAUUUGUUAUACCAGUGGUACAACUGGGACACCAAAGGGAGUUGUCCUAUCACAUGGUAAUUUGAUUGCAAAUGUUGCUGGUGCAACUUACAGUAUGCAAUUCACAACCUCAGAUAUUUACAUAUCAUAUCUGCCUUUAGCCCACAUCUAUGAACGGUUUAACCAGAUACUGGUGGCAUAUUAUGGAGGUGCAGUUGGAUUCUACCAAGGAGACAACCUAAAGCUACUGGAUGAUAUGGCAGUUCUAAGACCCACCGUCUUCUGCAGUGUUCCACGGCUGUUUAAUAGGAUAUAUGCUGGCAUCACAAAUGCUGUGAAGGCAUCUGGUGGUUUAAAGGAGAGGUUAUUCAAUGUUGCCUACAAUGCCAAGAAGCAAGCGGUACUCAGUGGCAAGACUCCAUCUCCCAUGUGGGACAGGUUGGUUUUCAAUAAAAUAAAAGAAAAACUUGGAGGACGAAUUCGUCAUAUCGUUUCAGGUGCAUCACCUUUGUCUCCUGAUGUCAUGGAAUUUCUGAGAGUUUGCUUUGGCCAAGUCAUAGAAGGAUAUGGAAUGACAGAGACAGCUUGUGUUAUUAGCGCCUUAGAUAAGGAUGAUUUCUCGAUUGGCCAUGUUGGCGCCCCUAGUCCAGCAUGCGAGGUAAAGCUUGUAGAUGUUCCAGAAAUGAAUUAUACAUCCGACGAUCAGCCCCAUCCACGUGGUGAGAUCUGUGUACGGGGUCCCAUAGUAUUUCAAGGCUACUACAAAGAUGAAGUGCAAACAAGAGAAGUUAUUGAUGAAGAUGGAUGGUUUCACACUGGAGACAUAGGGCUGUGGCUACCUGGAGGCCGCUUAAAAAUCAUAGACAGGAAGAAGAACAUUUUCAAGUUGGCACAAGGAGAAUAUAUAGCUCCUGAGAAAAUUGAAAAUGUAUAUUCGAAAUGCAAGUUUGUUGCACAGUGUUUUGUCUAUGGUGACAGCUUGAACUCCUCACUGGUUGCGGUUGUCUGCUUGGACCCAGAUGUCUUUAAGGCUUGGGCUCUUGCUCAAGGUUUCAAGCCUGAGAACUUGGAACAACUGUGCAAAGACCCGAGAGCAAGGGCAGCCGUUCUGGCUGACAUGGAGGCUGUCGGCAAAGAAGCUCAGUUGAGAGGCUUUGAAUUUGCAAAAGCUGUGACUUUGGUUCUUGAACCUUUUACUUUGGAGAAUGGUUUGCUGACACCAACAUUUAAGAUCAAGAGACCUCAGGCGAAAGCAUACUUUGCAAAAGCGAUAACAGAUAUGUAUGCAGAAAUUGCCGCAUCUGAUCCUUCUUCUCAGAAGCUGUUGUAAAACUACAAGCUACGGUGAAGACAAUAGGCCAGAAUUUUACAAGACAACUGGGUCUUACAGUUUUUGUUGAAAACACCCGGGGGCCCAUGAAUUAUAAGAUUGUACUAUCCAUUGUCAUCGAUGUAUAGGAUCAAGAACUAAGCAAUUUAUUAAUCACUCUCCUAUAUAAUCAGUCAAGGAGACCCAGAUUAUUUGCAGUUGGUGUAUAGAGGGGUCUGUGUUCAUUGCAGAUAGUCAUUAUAUAGGAAUAUGUUCUAUGUUGUCAUUUCGUCAGAGUGUGAUUCAUGCUGACAAGCACAAGGAGUAAUAGAUCAUUUAUUUCAUGAAACUGUUACUAUUUAAAGCAAAUAACAAAUGAUAUUCAUUCAAAAUCAAUAUUUCUAUCAAA
Messenger RNA from Daucus carota subsp. sativus, 2705 nucleotides. Its product is annotated as long chain acyl-CoA synthetase 6, peroxisomal. The transcript is spliced from 23 exons. Gene Ontology annotation, molecular function: long-chain fatty acid-CoA ligase activity. Bases 227 to 2317 code for a protein of 696 amino acids. The record is from RefSeq and is a predicted model, not a curated record. NCBI's taxonomy places the organism in Eukaryota, Viridiplantae, Streptophyta, Magnoliopsida, Apiales, Apiaceae. Gene Ontology annotation, cellular component: endoplasmic reticulum; membrane. Gene Ontology annotation, biological process: fatty acid metabolic process.